Messenger RNA from Gastrolobium bilobum, 1286 nucleotides. Its product is annotated as universal stress protein PHOS34. The record is from RefSeq and is a predicted model, not a curated record. The transcript has 4 exons. NCBI's taxonomy places the organism in Eukaryota, Viridiplantae, Streptophyta, Magnoliopsida, Fabales, Fabaceae. The coding region runs from base 104 to 646 and encodes 180 amino acids.
GAAAAGAAAAGCAGAGGGGAGAGAGAGAGAGAGAGAGAGAGACGAAGAGAAUUGAAUUAUCUGGUCAAUCUCCGAAGUGAGAAGCGAGGAGAAUCGAUUAGUGAUGUCGAAAAGUGGAAAACUUGGUUGCGUGGUGGUGGCGGUGGAUGGCAGCGAGGAGAGCAUGAACUCUCUGCGGUGGGCGCUGGAGAACCUUAAGCUCAGAUCACCUGCACCCGAUUCCACCGAUGCUGGUUGUUUCGUCAUCUUCCACGUCCAAUCACCGCCUUCCAUCGCCACCGGCCUCAAUCCCGGUGCCAUCCCUUUCGGUGGUCCCACUGACCUUGAAGUUCCCGCGUUCGCUGCAGCCAUCGAAGCUCACCAGAAGCGAAUCACUGACGUCAUACUUGAUCACGCUUUGGGAAUUUGCUCCCAAUUCAAUCUCACUCAGGGGAAGGUCAAGACCCAUGUUGUUGUUGGAGAUCCAAAGGAGAAGAUUUGUGAAGCCGUACAGGAUUUGCAUGCUGAUGUGCUUGUGAUGGGGUCUCGUGCAUUUGGACCUAUUAAGAGGAUGUUCCUGGGAAGUGUUAGCAACUACUGCGCCCACCAUGCUCAGUGCCCAGUCAUUAUCAUAAAGGAAAAGGACAUUGUCAAUAAGAGAGAAUAGGUGUGUUGCCACAUUUCAGUUCCUGAUGCUGUAUCCCUGCUUGCCCAAUUAAUUAGGUCAAAAGCUUUUUCAUAAUUGGGUUUUGCAUACUUUUACCAGACCUGUGCUGUAGCUCAGCUUUGAAGCUCUUUUUGUUUUGCCAAUGCUGGUCACAUCCUGGUACAAGUACGUGUUUUCUCUUUUUGUGGACAAUGCUGCUGUGUGUGAAAUUCUUGAAGUUAAGAGUGCUUUUCUCCUGUGCUAGUACAACUUUGUUUGUUGUCGCAAGUGGUUCAAAGAGAUAUUUGACUUCAGAAACUCUAUAUUCUUUUUUAAUUUCUACAAUGUUGUUGUACACAAAUGUUGCAUUACUAUUGCUCCUUGUUCAGCCAGUUCUCGUGGGGAUCUGAAACAAACUGGCCAGUAGUCACGUUGAAUUUUCAAAUUGGGAAGGCCACUUGUGCUGGCUGCAGCCUGCACUGUCUCUGAGGAUAUGGAUAGGGUGUCAUGCUUAAAUUAAUGUUUAUGUGAUUUAUGACAAAGAAAUUUAGAGUGCCAUGAUAUUGUUGUUGAUUAACUUCUUAUGGGAAGGGAUAUACAUAUGGUUGAAUAAUUAUUUGUGGAAUGUGAAUAUGACUAAUUCAACGGUUGAAUUGUUUCA